Molecule: messenger RNA, 5495 nt
Organism: Sinocyclocheilus grahami
Lineage: Eukaryota; Metazoa; Chordata; Actinopteri; Cypriniformes; Cyprinidae
Product: E3 ubiquitin-protein ligase HECW2-like
Exons: 25
Coding region: 46-3648 (1200 amino acids)
Biological process (GO): ubiquitin-dependent protein catabolic process; regulation of dendrite morphogenesis; protein ubiquitination
Cellular component (GO): cytoplasm
Molecular function (GO): ubiquitin protein ligase activity; protein binding
Source: RefSeq, a predicted model, not a curated record
GUGACGUCCCCUACUGUCAGUCCACUGUGAGGAGCUGAGAAGUUAAUGGGAUGUAACCAAAAGUACACUUUUGUUGCUCUGAUGACGGAUGUUUUGGAAAUCGAGGUCAAGGACAAAUUUGCAAAAAGUCGCCCAAUAAUCAAACGCUUUUUAGGUCAGCUGACAAUACCAGUGCAGAGACUGCUGGAGAGACAUACAGCCGGGGAUCAACAUGUGAACUACACACUUUCACGUCGUCUACCGACAGAACAUGUGAGCGGACAGCUUCACUUCAGGGUGGAGAUCACCUCCAAUGGACAUGAAGAUGCCAUGGGAUCUCUGCUGGGAGCUUCCUCUAUGAACGGAGAUCCUGGGAGCCCAUCGGAUGAUGAGGAUGUUUUGCAUCCUUCAUCCCGCAUUGCCAGGGGCCCCUCGCCCACUGGCUCUGAAGGGUCCCUGCACGGUGACGCCUUUAGGACUGACGAGUGCAUGAUGGACCCUGAUGAGGAUCGGCUCUUGAGAGACGGAGCUCCAGAGUCUAUCGAAGGAACCCCGGGCCACACUCAUCGCCAGGCCUCGCUUAACGACUACCUGGAUGCCAUUGAAGCCCCUAAGGGCCCCGUAGACAGACCGAUUGGGGCCGCCUCACCUAAACUACGCUCAAGUUUCCCCACGGACACACGGCUCAAUGCUAUGUUACAUAUAGAUUCUGAUGAAGAUGAGGAGGGACACGCCUCCCGGGAUAUGACAUUGACCAAUGGCGCUCAGCGGCCUGAUGGACACACCUCCUCUGAACAGGACAAAGGGGAGGGUCCCAUGAAAGAGAGGCUUGAAGCAGAAGCAGUGAGCAGCGCCACAGAUACAGAGGCCACAGCAUCAGGGUCGAGCAGUGCCACCACAACGAGCCAAAAUGGAGGUGCUGAGGACGGUCUGGAAGGAGCUGCUGCCUCUGGAGACUCGACACAGAGCACCAGCAGCGCUCAGCAACCAGCUCCCAAAAUACAGGAUGAGGAAGGAGUUGUACCCAAGGUGAUCACUGGGGAAGAAGGAUCAUCAGAGGCUGCUACAGUCACAGAGUCCUCAGCAUCUGCCAGCAAUGCAGCUAGUGAAGGGGGCGGAGCCACAGCAGUUAAACAGCAGGAGCAGGGGAACUCCAGUGAGGCAGCCAAUGAGGGGGAGGAAGAUGCCGAAAUCUGGCAGAGGAGGCAGAGCCUGCAAGCAUCAGGGAACUCGUCACAGGCUGAAGGGAUGGAAUUAACCAAUGAAGUGAGGAGGGCAGCUGACGCAGCACAGGUUGCCACGGUAACAGAAGGAGAGACAGUGCGUCAUGACAUCAGCCGCUAUCAGAGAGUGGACGAGCCUCUUCCGCCAAACUGGGAGGCUCGUAUUGACAGCCACGGCAGGAUUUUCUUUGUGGAUCAUGUGAAUAGAACCACCACCUGGCAGCGGCCCACUGCUCCACCUGCACCUCAGGUCCUACAGAGAUCCAACUCCAUUCAGCAGAUGGAGCAGCUCAACCGAAGGUAUCAGAGUAUUCGGAGGACAAUAACCAAUGAGAGGACAGACGAACAGGCUGCAGAGAUGCCUACAGACGAAACCGACCUGGUGCAUCACUCCAUACCUGAGUACCGUUGGGACGGUGUGGUUGGGCCUACUAGCUCUCACUCCCGCUUGUCUCUGCUGCUUCAGUCCCCCAGCGCCAAGUUUCUCACCAGCCCGGAUUUCUUUACCAUACUGCAUUCCAACCCUAGUGCCUACCGCAUGUUUACAAGUAACACAUGUCUAAAACACAUGAUCAGUAAAGUGCGACGGGACGCGCACCACUUUGAGCGCUACCAGCACAAUCGAGACCUGGUUGCCUUCCUCAACAUGUUCGCUAACAAACAGCUGGAUCUCCCGCGGGGCUGGGAAAUGAAACACGACCACACGGGAAAGCCUUUCUUUGUGGACCAUAACUGCAGGGCGACCACCUUCAUAGACCCACGACUGCCACUGCAGAGCGCCCGACCCAGCAGCAUCCUCGCCCACCGCGAGCACCUCAGCCGCCAGCGCAGCCACAGCGCAGGAGAGGUGAGCACACGACGCCUGGUGGGCGAUGACCCUCGGCAUGCUGGCCCCACUGUACUGCCACGCCCCUCAAACACCUUCACAGCCAGUCGUAACCAGUGUCAAGAUUUAGUUCCUGUUGCCUAUAAUGAUAAAAUAGUGACAUUUUUGCGGCAGCCGAACAUAUUUGAGAUCCUUCAGGAGAGGCAGCCUGAGCUCAUUAGGAAUCACUCCCUCAGGGAGAAGGUGCAGUUUAUUCGUAAUGAAGGAGUGUCAGGUUUAGCUCGCCUCUCCAGCGAUGCAGACUUGGUGAUUUUGCUCAGCUUGUUUGAAGAGGAAGUGAUGUCGUAUGUGCCACCUCAUGCCUUACUGCACCCCAGCUACUGUCAAUCACCACGAGGGUCUCCGGUCUCCUCCCCUCAGAACUCUCCUGGUACACAGCGAGCCAACGCACGGGCACCUGCACCGUACAAACGGGACUUUGAAGCCAAACUUCGGAAUUUCUAUCGCAAACUGGAGACUAAAGGCUAUGGACAGGGCCCAGGCAAAGUGAAGUUGAUAAUCCGCAGAGAUCAUCUACUGGAGGAUGCGUUCAAUCAGAUCAUGUGCUACUCUCGCAAAGAUCUACAGAGAAGUAAACUCUAUGUCAGCUUUGUUGGAGAAGAAGGACUGGACUACAGUGGCCCCUCACGAGAGUUUUUCUUUCUGGUGUCACGAGAGCUUUUUAACCCAUACUAUGGUCUGUUUGAGUAUUCAGCAAAUGACACUUACACCGUCCAGAUCAGCCCCAUGUCUGCCUUCGUUGACAACCAUCAUGAGUGGUUUCGGUUUAGUGGCCGUAUUCUGGGUCUCGCUCUUAUCCAUCAAUACUUACUGGAUGCCUUCUUCACACGACCUUUCUACAAAGGCCUACUUCGAAUUCCGUGUGAUCUGAGUGAUCUGGAGUAUCUUGAUGAGGAGUUUCAUCAGAGUCUUCAGUGGAUGAAGGACAAUGACAUAGAGGACAUGCUGGACCUGACCUUCACGGUCAAUGAGGAAGUGUUCGGACAGAUCACAGAGCGCGAGCUGAAGCCUGGCGGGGCAAAUAUCCCAGUGUCAGAGAAGAAUAAGAAAGAGUACAUCGAGUGCAUGGUGAAGUGGCGUAUAGAGCGGGGUGUCGUCCAACAGACGGAGAGUCUUGUGCGAGGCUUUUAUGAGGUUGUAGAUGCACGGCUGGUGUCGGUGUUUGAUGCACGGGAGCUGGAGCUGGUGAUCGCUGGAACAGCGGAGAUUGAUCUGGGAGACUGGAGGAACAACACAGAGUACAGAGGAGGUUACCAUGACAACCACAUCGUGAUUCGCUGGUUCUGGGCAGCAGUGGAGCGAUUCAACAAUGAGCAGAGACUCAGGUUGCUCCAAUUUGUGACGGGGACGUCCAGUAUCCCAUACGAGGGCUUCGCCUCCCUAAGGGGCAGCAAUGGGCCACGACGCUUCUGUGUAGAGAAAUGGGGAAAAAUUACGUCUCUGCCCAGAGCUCACACAUGUUUCAAUCGUCUGGACCUCCCCCCGUACCCCUCAUUCUCCAUGCUGUAUGAGAAGAUGCUGACAGCAGUGGAGGAGACCAGCACUUUCGGUUUGGAGUGAAUGUUGACCUUUGCACUUUGAGCUGAUCAAAUAUACUUCAUUUCCACCACCUGUCUAGAAGAGCAAAGAAAAUAACCAUCUAAACAGACACCAGAAGCACUUAGACGUAUAUUUUGUACACCGGAUCACUUAAAUAUACUUCCUCGGAAAGAAACAAACAGAAAACAAUCGGUCACACAAGUGAGUUGAACUGGAUUGACAGUGUGGAUGUUCUCUGAAUGUUUCUCAGGCGCAAACAUCGAUGACGCCACAUUGAUCGGCUCUGAUUGAAUCGAGGAGGACGUGUCCACCCAAAUGCAAGGAUGAGUUACUAACUGAUUCAAUUGAAGAACAAAACAAACCCAAAUGACUUUGAUAUUCUCACACUCUUUUUAUCUGUAAAAAAAGACUUUUCUACAUAGCAUCAAAAUGCAGCGUGAAAGAACAAAUAUUGUGUUGUGAAAGCUUUUUCAGACGUCUCAGAUCGCCUCAAACACUAUCACACACGACAAAUGACAGCGCUGCCCUCUAUAUUGAAAUUAAAUGUAUAUGUUCUCUUUUUAUCAUAUUUAUACAUUAGUCCAUCUCAUGUUUGUUUUGACACCAUAUGCUAUCCAAGUAGCCGUCAUGUCAGAUUUGUGACACUUUUGAAUGAAUUUGGUUGUUUAUAUACUCCCACAUGCAAUGUUUUCAAAGGGCAUGUUACACUGAAGUGCACUCGCAGACGUACUACAACUUCUUGAAUGUGACCACUGUGUGCAAAUGAUAAAAAAUGAAAAACAGAUGAUUUUUUGACUUAGUAGUCCAACCUUGGCCUUUCUGUUGUCCUCGGAUAACACAAUUUUAUUUUUGAUGACAUUUAGAAAGAGAAUGGUCACACACCUACUAAAUAAAGCUAUAGAAACACUUAAAGUCAACAUGAAAUUAAAACGGACCCGAUUUGCGUUAUUAAUAUGCCUCAUUAUGGUAUAAUAAAAUACCAUAAAAUGUAAAAUGGCUUUUGUUGCCAUUUCAUGUUGUCUUCCAUAUCCUUAUAUAGCUUUGUUGUGACAUUAUUGUUUGCUGAUAUGAACACAGCUUUUUUGAAUCCCCCCCUUACCUUUUCAUUUUUCACUCUCUUUUCUUGAGUCAGACAGUGUUUUCAUGUAUGAUGUGAAACUUGAAUAUCAAACCCACAAAACCAUAUCAAUACAUUCCAGACUUUUCCAUUUGCGUUAACUCAACCCAGCCUUUUACAAAACACUGCCGUGGCUGCGGGACGCUGGAUUGUACUCUAGUUCUGAAUGUUUUGUAACCUAAAUUUUGUGUAAGAAAUUAAUAUCGCUUCCAGUGAAAACUGGUAUAGUUGAAACUGCCAUGGGGCUUUAUGAGGGCCAUCAAAUUUUGGAAUAGCAACAGAAGAAAAACACGAGCAUAUCAUCUUUGUCGAUUAGAUUAUGGCUGGCUAGAUCAUUAAUACAAACCAGAUAGAUCUUCGUUUUUUUUUUUUGUAUUAAGGCAUUUGCAGUGCCAUGCUGAUAUUUGUGCUGAAUGUACCAAAGGUUUAGGGCUGCCGUAGACUUGUGGAUUUGAAGAUGAGUAAAUUAAUUGUCCAUCUUUUAGUCAACUGUUCCUUUAAAUGUACCCUGCCUUUCUAAAGACCAGAGGCUUCAGACAGAGAUCACACAAAUGUUCUGGCUUUCUGCUGAUGUUCAUUACUAGAAAGCUGCUGCUUUUGACUGUCUGUACCACUUCAAUUUUGCACCAUUCACGUGCUCUGAAACAGGUGACUGUUGAUUGGAUAACAGCUUUCAGAGCUCCAUAUUUGGGUUUUUCUCUUUUUUGUUUCAGCUCAGAUGAUUGUAUAAAGCGGUUUAAAUCACGGAAAA